UCCUGGGAAGAAGGAAUAAAAGGCUGCCUCUCCCCACACCGCGAUGCUGCAGCCAGAGAGGUGACCAGGAGGAGGUGACCACUGAGGAGGUGAACAGGAGGAGGAUGUCUGAGCUGGAGAAGGCUGUGGUGGCCCUCAUUGACGUUUUCCAUCAGUACUCUGGGAGAGAAGGUGACAAGCACAAGCUGAAGAAGUCUGAACUUAAGGAACUCAUCAACAAUGAGCUCUCCCACUUCCUAGAGGAAAUCAAAGAGCAGGAGGUUGUGGACAAAGUCAUGGAAACACUGGAUGAAGACGGAGAUGGAGAAUGCGACUUCCAGGAAUUUAUGGCUUUUGUUGCCAUGGUGACCACUGCCUGCCACGAGUUCUUCGAACACGAGUGAGACAGAGAAAGCAGCCAAGCUGUUCCUGUAACAAGAGACGACAUACAGGGAAUCGGAGAACAAGGGCUGGCAGAGCAGCGAGAGCUAAGCUUUUCAUGUGUAGCUAAUUAGGAAGCUUGAUUUGCUUUGUGGAUGAAAAAUUGAAAGCUUCUUUCCCAGGGCUGCUUAAAUCGCGGUGUCAUUAUUUUUGCUGUGUUAGGCAUUUGUGUGGUUCCAAGACUAUUGGCAAUAAUCACUUAGGAAAGUCAAUUUUUAGCAUAGAGCUUGUGCUGUACAGACCGCCGUGUCCUUGUGGAAUACCAACCCAGACAAAAAAAAAAGGGCUACCCAAAGUAGUCCCGGAGAAUCUGAAAAUACAAAGCCUUGUCCAUUAUCAUUCAAAAAGGCAGCCCUUCCUUACAUUUGUUCGUCAUUUGUUCAAAUAAAGCCUAAACAUGGCUUGGCCACACUGUCACUCCCAUCCAAAAGAGCACAGUCAUAUUUAAAUCCCUUUUCCUAUAGUGAGCCAUGAUUACUGAGUAAAUAUUCAAUGCUAACCAUCUAAAUGGAAAAAUGUCUCAUGAAGCAACGAUUACUGACACUUAACAGAAGUGAGAACCAAAACUCUGCAUUGAGUAGAGUUCUAGAUGACACUCCAGUGGUCCUGCAGCACAUGUGCAGAAGCACGGCUAGGCUCAGGGCCAGUGUUUAGGGUCUGCCCUCUAACUGUGGAGCCGGUAAUGUCAACUCCGUGGCAGUCUCUGCUGUCGAUCAAAUGAGUGACCACAAGGGCAAAGUUGGUGAGGCGCGUUGCUCUGGACCACCGUGCCUCUCGUCUGAGUCCGUUGGUUGUCACUGACCUGCUUAUGCCGAAA
Messenger RNA from Fukomys damarensis (Damara mole-rat), 1237 nucleotides. RefSeq names its product S100 calcium binding protein B (gene S100b). The transcript is spliced from 3 exons. The coding region runs from base 105 to 383 and encodes 92 amino acids. Gene Ontology annotation, cellular component: nucleus; cytoplasm. Gene Ontology annotation, biological process: positive regulation of canonical NF-kappaB signal transduction; positive regulation of cell population proliferation. Gene Ontology annotation, molecular function: RAGE receptor binding; zinc ion binding; S100 protein binding. Lineage: Eukaryota; Metazoa; Chordata; Mammalia; Rodentia; Bathyergidae. The record is from RefSeq and is a predicted model, not a curated record.